Messenger RNA from Oryzias latipes (Japanese medaka), 5976 nucleotides. Its product is annotated as formin. Gene Ontology annotation, biological process: actin nucleation; cortical actin cytoskeleton organization. The record is from RefSeq and is a predicted model, not a curated record. Lineage: Eukaryota; Metazoa; Chordata; Actinopteri; Beloniformes; Adrianichthyidae. Gene Ontology annotation, molecular function: microtubule binding; actin filament binding. Gene Ontology annotation, cellular component: cytoplasm; cytoskeleton; actin filament.
AAGGCGUUUCUCAGACUAGGCAGACCAGUGAAACUUUUUCUUCCCCCACUGUACAGGAAUUUUUUUUUCACUCACUCACUUUCAAGUGUUGUGUUACUGUAAGCUGAGACAAAAACGCACAAAAGAAGUCUGACUGAAUUUGAAAUUCAUGGAUUCCAGACUGCGCAGCGACAAUGCAGGAAGUACAACUACUAACUUUAUGGAGACUGCCGCUCAGUUUGUCCGAUGAAUUGGAAAAUCAGGUGAACUCUGCUCUCCUGGGAGAUUAGAGCAGAGCCGGCUCUGGGCUCACUGGCCUCACCUGCUGUGCCAUGGGGAUCCUUAACAUGCACACGGAAAACAACCAGGAACAAUAGUGUUUGCUAAUGUAACACGUGGAGGUUGUCAAACAAGGUUUAAGGACUGUUUUUGUUCUUUUUUGGGGUGAAGGUAAGAAGAUCAGGAGGGUGAUUCUUUUUUUUUUCUAACAAGGGCCUUUUGUUCCAAGCCAAAUGGUGAAAGUACAAGAUAUAACUGGAGGCUGGAGGAGAAGAAAUAUUUUUGAAAUUUUCAACGCUGCAACCUUCUUUGGCCACCCUUUUCCUGCCGUCAGCUGGAGCGAGUAAAAAUGGACGGACAAGGUAAAAACUCCAAAGAUCCUGGGAAGCAACUGAGUGACUCCUUUCGAGACACUUUGAGCAGUUUCUUUACACGGGACAGACCUGGCCCUUGUGAUGCAGCCGUGUUGACGGCUUACAAAGAACUCCCUAAUGGAGAGGAUAGUCAAAUAAACGAUGUGAAUGAAGAGAAAAGACCUGACUCAUCUGUUAAGGAUUCCUGUGGAACAGCUGAGGCUACAGGUGACCCAGAUCUGGUACAGGUCAUGAGAGUGAAAACGCACAGUGACACAGAAAAUGAGGACAUAGAGAGGCUCAAGAACUGUACAGCUUUAGGAGAGGAGGCAAGCAGUACUGCAGAGUCCCCGGGACCUAAAGGAGAACAAAAACAAGUUGAACACAUGGAUGAAGAAGAGCAGAAUGUGCCUGUCUUUAGGCCGCACAUGUUAAGAGAAAAAUCCCAAAUAGAAGCGAUUUUAUUUUCUAGUAGAUAUGGGAAUAGAGGUCGGUCUAGACCAACUUUGGUCUCUGGGAAGUCAAAAGACAGUUCCAAGGAGAAAUCUGUAGACGUCUCUCUACCGGAGAAGGAGAAUACUAAGCCGGACAGCGGUGAACAAUUGUGUGAAGAGUACACUGGUGUAGAUUGUUCUCAGCCUGUCCCCUCUGUCAUCUCUGGGCAGCCUAAACCAGAAGGUCCAGAUCUAAAUGGCUUUGCUGUACCUUCCUAUAAAGAGACAGAUCGUGUGGAGAUACCUGCUAAAAGAUCUGUGGAACAAUCUGAAGAGUUUCACUCCACCCAGACAUCGUCCUCUGUCUCUUCCAGCCUGAGGGCCUCUGAGAAAACAAAACAAUCACCAACCAAGACAGAGGAGCAACCAAACACUACUGAGGAGUCCAAACAUGACAGCCCACUAAGUGUACAAACACCCAAAACAAAAACUCCUAAAACAACUAUUGGGUCCCCAGUGUCAUCAGCUUCUUCCCCUUCCAAACUUUCCACCAGUACGACUCUCUCUUCGCCCCCUUCGUUCCAAAUGCCGGCUCUCUUCAGUGGUUUACGGGUGCUGAAGAAGGAUGCAGUGGGAGAAGACCGGGAGGUUGUGUCAGAGAUUAAACGGAGGGAAAAAGAUGCCGAUCUGGCCCUACUCAGCCUCAAGAAAACCGUUAUCAAAGCCAGACUUUUUCCUGAGCAUAUGGCAGCCUCCUCUUUGGGUAAGAAGCCCUCUGAGCCUAAAUCAUCCGCUGAAUUGAAAAGCAGGACAAUGGAAUCCCCCAAUCAGCUUGGCGAAGUCAAAAAGUCCAACGGUGAUAAGAAGGUUGAGCCUGUCAAUGGCAAGCAGGAGUCUGACAAUGGAGAAACAGUUGCAGAAGAGAAAAGUCCAAGCGCUGGAACUCCCACACUUGCACCAGAGAAAAAGAAAACAACAGACCUGGCUUAUGAAACGUUCAGGAGCAUUUUUGGCCCAAAGACUGUCAAAAGAGAGACAGAAGAAGUGGAUCUGGAUGCAGUGAAAAGAAAACUCAAGAGCGACAAAGAAAGUCUUCGGUCAAUUUUUGAAAGAACUUCCAAAUCUCCUGGAAAGGAAAUUCCAAAUCCAUUAGAGUCAAGUACAGAGGUCACUUCCCCUGCAGACAGUGAGGAGCGGACCCCAGGACGUCUGCAGGCUGUGUGGCCCCCACCCAAGCCUAAGGAUGAGGAGGACAAGGUCGGGCUCAAAUACACAGAGGCAGAGCAUCAGGCUGCACUCUUACAGCUGAAGAGAGAGUGCAAGGAGAACGUGGAGAAGAUGCGCUCGGAAUUUGAGCUCAAAAUUUUCCAAGUGCGAGGAGAGCACGCCGUCUCCGUGUCGCAACUGGAGGAAGUCAUUGCUAAGCUGCGGAGAGACAAGUCGUGCAGCACAUGCAGAGAAAAGGGCGAUGUCUGUGAUGUAGCCGUGUCCACCGCAGAUGACCUGACUCCUAAGACCUACCGCACUGUGGCUGCACAGACGGACAGGGAGACCUUCAUUAGGAGUCCAGAGGGGGAUGGGGGCCGGACGGCUCAAAGCCCCAAUCAGAAUCUGCCAAAGAAGCUCAACUUAGACUCCAUCGGACUAAACCUCAAAGCUGAACCAACCCCGGGCCUUUCUGGAGCAACACCACCCCCACCCCCGCCAGGGAUACCCCCGCCUCCCCCUCCUCCCCCCUUGCCAGGCCAAACUGUUGCACCACCACCACCACCUCCUCCACCACCUCCCCCUCCUCCUCCUGGUCUACCUGGCAGUGGACCACCUCCACCUCCUCCUCCUCCUCCCCCACCACCAGGCAUUGGGCCCCCACCUCCUCCUCCACCUCCAGGUGGCGGGCCGCCACCUCCUCCCCCACCUCCAGGCAUGGGGCCCCCUCCUCCACCCCCAAUGGGGGCAUUCGGGGAGAAAGGGGACAAGGCUCCAAGGAAGCCUGCCAUAGAGCCGGCAUGUCCCAUGAAGCCUCUGUACUGGACCCGGAUCCAAAUACAGGAGGACAAAAACAACAACACACUGUGGGGUUCUCUGAAAGAGCCUGACAUCGUCAACACCAAUGAAUUUGAGGAUCUUUUUUCUAAAGUCACACAACAGCCGAAGAAGAAACCCCUCUCUGAAACCUAUGAGAAGAAAGCAAAAACUAAAAAGAUUGUCAAGCUGCUUGAUGGAAAGCGUUCGCAGACUGUGGGCAUCCUGAUAUCGAGUCUGCACCUGGAGAUGAAGGACAUACGGCAAGCUGUUCUCAAUGUGGACAACUCUGUGGUGGAUUUGGAGACCAUUGAGGCUUUAUAUGAAAAUAGAGCCACUAGUGAGGAGAUGGAAAGGAUUUUGAGCCAUUUUCAGACAUCUAAAGAAGAUGAAGCCAAACUGCUGGACAAACCAGAACAGUUUCUCUAUGAGCUCUCCCAGAUUCCUAACUUUGCUGGCCGGGCCCAUUGUAUCAUCUUCCAGUCGGUAUUUCUUGACACUAUCUCCUCUUUACAUCGCAAGGUGGAGAUUAUCUCUAGUGUCUGCAAAGACCUACUGGAGUGUAACGCCUUACAGGAUGUAAUGGGUCUUGUUCUGGCCUUUGGGAACUACAUGAAUGGAGGUAACCGGACCAGAGGUCAGGCUGAUGGCUUUGGACUUGAGAUCCUCCCUAAGCUAAAAGAUGUCAAGAGCAGGGACAAUCACAUCAACCUGGUGGAUUACGUGGUUCUAUACUACCUACGUAAUUUUGACAAGCAUGCUGGUACAGAAAAGAGUGUGUUCCCUCUGCCUGAGCCUCAAAACUUCUUUCAAGCUGCUCAGGUCAAGUUUGAUGACCUCGCCAAAGACGUCCGAAAACUGAAGAGAGAUCUAACUGCUUGUGAGAAGAAUGUUGAAGAUGUGUGCUCCAAGUCACCAGAGGACCACCUGCAGCCUUUCAAGGAGAAGAUGGAAGCAUUCAUGUCUGCUGCUCAAAAUGAGCACUCUGCCGAAGAAGACCGACUCAACGCAGCUGAGAAGAGUUUCCAAAGCGUGGUGGACUACUUUGGCGUAAAGCCGAAAGGUGGGGAAAAAGAAGUGACCCCGAGCUACGUCUUCAUGCUCUGGUUCGAGUUCUGCAACGAUUUCAAGAAUGCCUGGAUACGACACAGCAAGAACAUCUCCAAGGAGAGGCUAAAGGAAGCUCAGGAAAACAUCAAGAAGAUCACAGCAGAUAAGACAGUAGAAACCAAAAAGAUCAACGCCAACAGUUUGAAAGAGAGGCUGCGGCAGAAAGAAGCCAGCAUCUCCUCCAGCUGAGUGAAAGAAGAGCUCUACCCCAAUCCGUCUGCGUUUACCACCUGCCACACAAUAUAACACAAUAAAUGCUCGCUGGACUUGUUGAAGUUUCUCUUUUCCCCUCUAAAAGGCACCAGACACCCCUCCCUUACGUGGCAGCACCUCCAUGUCGAGGGCUUUUCUUUUCAACCCCUGCCGCGAGGCUGCAUGGCUGACACAGCCGGAAUGAUGGGAGUCUUAAAGGUCAAAGGUUGACCUCAUUCAUCCAGCAUGGCGUGACCCCUCAGUGCCCAGCUUGUCAAAGGUCUCUGGGGUUUAGUGGGAUUCUCACCAGUGCCAGCUGACAAGUCAACAAGACUCCUGGUGCACUGUCAAAAACCGCCUGAAAUUUUUUCCAAUUUGUUUUUUGUCCUGAACCUCAUCAGCACAAAACGAAAAUACUCCGACACGUUCAAAGUGUUGAGCGACCGGUGCUGUUGUAGGAACAGAUGUGGCUUCCUGGCAAAGUCUCCUGAGAGGAAAAUCCCUGUUGACAAAACAGAUCUCUCACUCCUGGCAGGAAGUUAGCUCUAUCCCAGCAUCCCUUGCUGUAGCAAAUAGCUUUUCAUUUCACCGCGGCUCAUUAAAAGUCUUGUAAAUAUGUCAUGCUGCAAAAAUCAGCAGGAACUUUGCAGCUUUGGGGAGUAAGACAAAUGAACUGCGCUUUGCUGCAGAUGAAGACGCACCGAGCAGGAAUCCCUUCAGACAAGCUUAUGGGCUAUCCUGUGGAGGUUUUGGCUGUGCCAUGUGUGGUUCUGCACCAAAGCAGAACCUGGCAUCGGCCCUGGAGUUUCUCAAAUGCGUAAUUUGGUUCUAAAAACAGCAGAUUACAGGGGGUUUGGCCAUAUCUUUAUAUGAAGAAAAGGUUAUAUCUGCAGUAUUUUGCACUUCCCUGCUUAUAUAGCACGCUAUAAAUCACAUUAUGGUCUUGUACUUUUUUACACCUGUUUUCCUAUGCAAGAAUUUUCUGUAAAAUAAAAAAAAUCCUGUUAGAUUAUUUUAAAGAACAUGUAAUAAAAUUGUGUUUUAUGUAUGUAUGUGUUGAUUUGACAAGACUCCUGUGUCAUUUAAGUUUAUGUAAAAAAUAGUAAUAAGUUGAAACCAAAAACCUUUAGUUCUGUUCUACCUUGAGUUGUACUGCUGCUUGGUCGUCUAAUCAGGUGAGAUACAUAUUUUCACAUGGGUUGUGAUUUGAAAGCUGUGAAUAUUUGAAGUGGGGAAAAAAGUGAUUCAGAAAGAGUUUCUGCUUCUAGGAGUAACAUGGCUGCUUUUAGGUAGUAGGGUUUCACAUUUCCACCUCAAGCCAUGUUAGUUGUAAUACCUCAGAUUUACCAUUUAUAAGAUGAUCCAUCAAACCGUGUCUUAAUACAUAUUUUUAUCCUGCAUUUGGUGCCAUUUGUUUUCUAUGAUAGACUUUACUAAUAUAUAUAAUCUGUCUUUCAGAAAAGGUACAAGUUGAGCUGAUACUGGACAAUGGACUGUAGUCUUUCACUGUGCAUGUCCCUCCAUGUAACUGACUGGCUCUCAAUUAGGUGCUCUGUAAUUCUUUUUUUAUGUUUAAAUGACAGAAAUAAACUACUGGUAACAAGUCA